This is a messenger RNA of Mesocricetus auratus (golden hamster), 681 nucleotides long. Its product is annotated as THO complex subunit 4-like. Gene Ontology annotation, molecular function: mRNA binding. The record is from RefSeq and is a predicted model, not a curated record. The coding region runs from base 1 to 681 and encodes 226 amino acids. Lineage: Eukaryota; Metazoa; Chordata; Mammalia; Rodentia; Cricetidae. The transcript is spliced from 2 exons. Gene Ontology annotation, cellular component: nucleus. Gene Ontology annotation, biological process: mRNA export from nucleus.
AUGGCCAACAAAAUGGAUAUGUCUUUGGAUGACAUCAUUAAGCUGAACCGGAGCAAGCAAGGCAGUCGCGGCAAAGGCCAGGGCUGGAGCAGUGCCUGCUGCCAGGGCCGCCACGGUGGUGCCAGGCGGGCCCCUGUGUGGGCGAAUCGACGCAGCUGGUCUCUGAAGAACCGGCCUACCAUGAGUGGUGGCUCUGCAGGAGGAGGCAGGGACCGGCCGGCUCCGUACAGCAGGCCUAUACAACUUCCCAACAAGGGGCAGCAUGACCGAUUCGACAGCCGCUUCUGUGUGUUUGGAACACUGAAGACAGCAGCUGUGCACUACGAUCGCUCCGGACGAAGUUUAGGGACAGCCCAAGUGCACUUUCGACAGAAGGCAGAUGCUCUGAAGGCUUUGAAACAGUACAAUGGUGUCCCUUUAGAUGGCCGCCCCAUGAACAUUCAGCUUGUGACAUCACAGACUGACUCACAAAGAAAACCCGCACAGAGAAUGAUCAGAGGUUCCAUGAGUAGAAACCAUGGCUCAUGGUGUUUUGGUGGCGGUCUCAUCCGGAGAGGGACCCGUGGAGGCAGCCCUGGAAGUGGUAGAAGAGGUUCGAGCAGGAACUCCAAGGAGCCUCUUUCUGCCGAGCAGUUGGAUGCACAGCUGGAUGAGUACAAUGCACAGAUGGACACCAGUUAA